GUGAGCUGGACAAAAUGUGAAAUAAAUAUGUGUACCUUCCUAGAGAGAACAGAAAAGGGUUGUUGUACAGCAGACAGCCUGAUGUGCUUUUGAUGUGAAGGGCUACUGAGUUUGCCAUAUUGCCACACCUUUGCUGAGGUUGCUAGUCUCAGGCAUUGUGACCCAACCAAUUAUGUUGUCACACUCCCGGGUCAAAGGCAGCAGGGAAAAGCCUGGCCCAUCAGUCUCAUCCAACAGCUGACUGGGGUGGCAGCCAGCCGCAAGUGCCCAAGAACUUGGCACUGCCCACUUCCAUCUAAAGGGGCACAUCUCCCUUCUGGGUGGCACAAUUUCAGCGAAAAGCCUAAAAUAACUUCAUUAUCAAGAUGUCUGAUGAUAUUGACUGGUUACAUAGCCGCAGGGGCGUGUGCAAGGUUGAUCUCUACAGCCCAAAAGGACAGCAAGAUCAGGACCGGAAAGUCAUAUGCUUUGUCGAUGUGUCUACCUUGAAUGUGGAAGGUAAAGAUUCUAAGGAUACUGCUGGUUCCAGUUCAGAAGGUGACUUAAACCUGGGGAAUCUAGAAGAAAAAGAGAUUAUUGUCAUCAAGGAUACUGAGAAGCAAGACCAGUCUAAGAUGGAGGGAUCUGUGUGUCUUUUCAAACAAGCUCCCUCUGAUCCCAUAAGUGUCCUCAAUUGGCUUCUGAAUGACCUCCAGAAGUAUGCCUUGGGCUUCCAGCAUGCACUGAGCCCCUCAGUCUCUAGCUGUAAACACAAAGUAGGAGACACAGAAGACAAAAAUCACAAAUUACCCUCUGAGAACUGCUACAGCAUCUAUGCCGACCAACUAAACAUAGAUUAUUUGGCCAACGGACCUCAACGGCUAUGUCUAGAAACUACAGCAGCCAAAAACACCAACAAUAACCAGAGUCCUUCCACUCCUCCAGCCAAAUCUCCUAGCAAUCAGAGGGCAGUUAUUUCCCCUGAUGGCGAAUAUUCUAUGGAUGACCUUUCCUUCUAUGUCAACCGACUAUCUUCUCUGGUAAUCCAGAUGGCUCGUAAGGAAAUCAAGGAGAAGUUGGAAGGUGGAAGCAAGUGCCUUCAUCAUUCUAUCUAUUCAUCCCCUGGGGAAAAGGGGAAAAACAGCCCUCAAAGUGCUGUGAGGAAGAUUGCUUCUGAAAUGGCCCAUGAUGCUGUGGAACUGACUUCUGAAGAAAUGCGGGGCACUGGGGAGGAGUGCAGGGAAGGUGGCCGGAAAACCUUUCUGUAUAGUGAAUUGUCCAACAAGAACAAGGGUGGUGACAAACAGAUGUGUCAAAGAGACAGCAAAGAAUUUGCAGAUUCUAUCAGCAAAGGGCUCAUGGUUUAUGCAAAUCAGGUGGCAUCUGACAUGAUCGUCUCUGUUAUGAAGACCUUGAAAAUACAUAGCUCUGGGAAGCAAGUUCCAGCCUGUGUGGUCCUGAAGAGGGUGUUGUUAAAACACACCAAGGAAAUUGUGUCUGAUUUGAUUGAUUCCUGCAUGAAGAACCUGCAUAAUAUCACUGGGGUCCUGAUGACUGACUCAGACUUUGUCUCAGCGGUCAAGAGGAAUCUGUUCAACCACGGAAAACAAAAUGCUGCAGAUAUCAUGGAAGCCAUGCUGAAGCGUCUGGUCAGUGCUCUUCUUGGGGAGAAGAAGGAGACUAAAUCACAGAGUCUGUCGUAUGCAUCCUUGAAAGCUGGGUCCCAUGAUACCAAAUGCAAAAACCAAAGUCUUGAAUUCUCAGCUAUGAAAGCUGAGAUGAAGGGGAAGGACAAAGGCAAGAUGAAACCAGAGCAGUGCAAGUCAUUGACCAGUGCCGAGAAAGUCGGUGAACACAUCCUCAAGGAGGGCCUGACCAUGUGGAACCAAAAGCAAGGAAACCAAGGCAAGAUGCCUGGCAAAGCAUGUGCCAAUAUGGAGGAAAAGAGAGAAAAGAUCAGCCCUUCCACAGAUUCGCUGGCAAAGGACUUGAUUGUGUCUGCCCUUAUGUUGAUCCAGUACCAUCUGACCCAGCAGGCCAAAGGCAAAGAUGCAUUAGAAGACGAGUGUCCCAGUUCCACCAUGGGCUAUAUGACUCAGAAUGCCCAAUAUGAAAAGUGUGCAAGUGGCCAAAGUGCCAAGGCACUUUCAAUGAAAAGUCUAGAAUCUCAUGAAGCUCCUGGACCAUCCACCUCUCUAAAGGAAAAUCAACAGCUGGACUCCCAGAAGCUCGAUAUGUCAAACAUUGUUCUAACGCUGAUCCAGAAACUGCUUAGUGAGAGCCCCUUCAACUGUGAUGACCCAUGUGAAGGUGAGAACAAGCAUUCUGAGCCCAGAACAAGCAAAGCCGUUUCCAUGUCCAAGAGACCUGACAGACGGGAAGAAAAAUACCAGGACAAUCAAGAACUUGACUCUACCACUGGCAUGAAGCAAGUGAACCACCAAUUUAUAGAUCAACUGGUAGAAUCUGUGAUGAAGUUGUGCCUUAUCAUGGCUAAGUAUAGUAAUAACAGGGCAGCCCUUGCUGAGUUGGAAGAACAAGCAGCCUUGGCAAACAACCCCAAUUACCAGGUUGGUGGCUCCAGAUAUAGUCAUGAUGGUGCGAUGCCACAGACCCAUCAACACUCAACUGGGCCUGAAGUCAUAGUUAAUAAUCAGUGCUCAACCAGUAACUUGCAGAAACAGCUCCAGGCUGUCCUGCAGUGGAUCGCAGCCUCCCAAUUUAACGUGCCCAUGUUGUACUUCAUGGGAGAUGAUGAUGGACAACUGGAGAAGCUUCCCGAAGUUUCAGCUAAGGCAGCAGAGAAGGGGUACAGUGUAGGAGAUCUUCUUCACGAGGUCAUGAAGUUUGCCAAGGAACGACAACUGGAUGAAGCCGUGGGAAACAUGGCUAAGAAACAACUGCUAGACUGGUUGCUCACUAACCUGUGAGCUAACAACUCCUUUGACUCCUCUCCUUUACUCCCCUAGCAGCAUUCCAUCCCAGCCUGAACAUCCCCACCAUCAGGCCAGUGAACUGCACACCACAUGAUUGUAUUUCCUAAUACAUAUGAGCAGUUGGACUGUGCAAAUACAGGGUGUCCAAAAGCUGGGCAAUAACAUGAAUAAAAAAAUUUAA
Messenger RNA from Prionailurus viverrinus (fishing cat), 3096 nucleotides. RefSeq names its product A-kinase anchoring protein 4 (gene AKAP4). Gene Ontology annotation, biological process: intracellular protein localization. Lineage: Eukaryota; Metazoa; Chordata; Mammalia; Carnivora; Felidae. The transcript has 6 exons. Gene Ontology annotation, cellular component: sperm principal piece; sperm fibrous sheath; cytoplasm. The record is from RefSeq and is a predicted model, not a curated record. The coding region runs from base 366 to 2909 and encodes 847 amino acids. Gene Ontology annotation, molecular function: protein kinase A binding.